GAUUGGGUUAGUUUUUUGAAUUCAAAGUUGUCCGUAGACCCGAAGAAACUCAAUAAAGUGCGGAUUGAAUUGAAUGAAGUCGGUCAGGAGGGGUCAAUGGACAAGGUCGCAAUUCCUAUAUACACCAACCUAAACCAGUGAAUCGCUCAACAAUCAAUCAAACUAAUCGCACACAGAUCAAUAUCUGACGGUCACAAUUACCACUAACACAACACAAAACUCAUUUUUCCCUCACAACCAGAUCGCUUCCACGCCGUGCGAGACUCGCGAUCCUCCCUCACCCUCCAUAUUCCGCCGCCGCUGACACCUCUCCUCCCCCGUCCCCAUCACCAACCAAAAUCGCAGAUCUGAAAAGAUUCAAGGGCGUGUGUGUGGAUUACCUUACCUCAGCUCAACGCCAGAACCACAAACGCCAUUUAUAGUUGUGGAUUGAAGAGAUGAAUUGGGUUCAGCGCAAAAUUCACCUUUACAAUGUCACUUUUGGUCUUUAUAUGUUGGAUUGGUGGGAGCGUUGUACUUUCAAUGUUGUGGUCAUUGUACUAAUGUGGUUCGUGUUGCGAUACAUUACCCAAUUCUUCAAGAGGUAUGUUUGGGAAGCAAAAUUAUUCUGACUGGAAGAUGGCAAUGUUGAUCGCCGCAUAGGGAUUUAAAAUUAUUUGCAGUUGGAGAAUUCGUUAUGUGGCUGCCAGAAAAAUUGCGCUUUUCUUACACCUUUGAUACACCAUCAUGAAUCUCAUUUGAGCAUUUGUUUGUUUAUAAGCUUGUAUGGGAUGCCAAUUGGAAUGUUUUGCAUUGUAAUAUUUUAUUGGGAAUGUUAGCUACUACGUUCUGACUUCUGAGCACUUCAAAGUGAGUACCUCUCCAGAACACUAUCAAAGGUUUAAUUUAAAAGGUGAUUUUGACAAAAGAA
This is a messenger RNA of Lotus japonicus, 910 nucleotides long. RefSeq lists its product as uncharacterized. The coding region runs from base 438 to 611 and encodes 57 amino acids. NCBI's taxonomy places the organism in Eukaryota, Viridiplantae, Streptophyta, Magnoliopsida, Fabales, Fabaceae. The record is from RefSeq and is a predicted model, not a curated record. The transcript has 4 exons.